UCUUUUCAUACCGGUCCAUCGUGCGCCGUGCGUGUGGCGUCCGUGGUGGCGAGCACGUGUGCUUCCUUUGAUAUACAGGCACGGAGGGCGCACUAGAAAGUGGCCGAGGCCGAUGUCCAAAUCGUAGUGUAAGCGAGGCCGGAGAAAGGGGAGAAGGGAAGGCAGGAGCAAUGGAGGGGGAGCAGGAAACGAGACGGUCCAAAUUCAAAAGGAUAUGCGUCUUCUGUGGCAGCAGCCAGGGGAAGAAGAGAAGCUACCAGGAUGCUGCAGUGGAGCUCGGCAAGGAAUUGGUGUCGGGGAACAUCGAUCUGGUUUAUGGUGGGGGUAGUGUCGGUUUGAUGGGUUUGGUUUCCCAAGCCGUUCAUGAUGGUGGGAGGCAUGUCAUCGGGGUCAUACCUAAGACUCUCAUGCCCCGAGAGAUUACGGGGGAAACUGUAGGAGAAGUGAAGGCUGUUGCAGAUAUGCACCAAAGGAAGGCGGAGAUGGCUAGACAAUCUGAUGCCUUCAUAGCCUUGCCUGGAGGAUAUGGAACUCUUGAAGAGCUGCUUGAAGUGAUAACAUGGGCUCAGUUAGGCAUUCAUGAUAAGCCGGUGGGAUUGCUGAAUGUGGAUGGAUACUACAACUCCUUGCUGUCUUUCAUUGACAAAGCAGUAGAGGAAGGUUUCAUUAACCCAAAUGCCCGUCAUAUCAUUGUAUCUGCUCCAACAGCAAAGGAAUUGGUGAAGAAGUUAGAGGAGUACUUCCCUCGCCACGAAAGAGUCGCUUCCAAGCUAAACUGGGAGAUGGAACGGUUAGGAUAUUCCUCAAAACAUGAGAUUUCUAGGUAGGAAAGACAGAGUAUUCCUGGGAAAAGAGGCACCUGAAAUUGAACCACAUUUUGGCAAGUGAGAGGUUCAAACUGGAAAAGGCAAGAAUUGUCUGCUCAAAGAAAAUGCUUCGAUAUUCCCCUUCUCUCUCUCUCUCUCUCUCUUUCCCUGCAAAAUAGAUAAAGCCUGACUUACUUGUGUCUUUCAUAGCUAGAAUUUAUGGUUUUCCUGUUUUCAAACAGUUUGAAAAGACUAGAUCUUGGAGAAAUGUUUUGCCGAUCUAUUGUUCU
Messenger RNA from Elaeis guineensis (African oil palm), 1096 nucleotides. Its product is annotated as cytokinin riboside 5'-monophosphate phosphoribohydrolase LOG3. Gene Ontology annotation, cellular component: nucleus; cytosol. NCBI's taxonomy places the organism in Eukaryota, Viridiplantae, Streptophyta, Magnoliopsida, Arecales, Arecaceae. The record is from RefSeq and is a predicted model, not a curated record. Gene Ontology annotation, biological process: cytokinin biosynthetic process. Gene Ontology annotation, molecular function: hydrolase activity, hydrolyzing N-glycosyl compounds.